UGAGACUUGUUUUUCCCUGAGCUGUCAUGUCUGUGAGACGACAUUAUCAGAAGAAAACAACAAUGACCUCCCAGGAAUAACCUCCAGUGACAAGAAGAAAACAGCUGAGAAAGAAAUGCUAUCAAAUAUUAAUGGGAUCAUGAAGCCUGGCCUCAAUGCUAUCAUGGGACCCCUAGGUGGAGGCAAAUCUUUGUUGUUAGAUGUUUUAGCUGCAAGGAAAGAUCUACAUGGAUUGUCUGGAGAUGAUUUCUUAAAUGGAGCACCUCGAUCUGCCAAUUUCAAAUGUAUUUCAAGUUAUGUGAAACAGGAUGAUGCUGUGAUGGGCAGCCUGACAGUGAGAGAAAAUUUACAGUUCUCAGCAGCUCUUCGGCUUCCAACAACAAUGACAAAUGAUGAAAAAAAUGAACUAAUUAAUGUGAUCAUUAAAGAGUUAGGUCUGGAUAAAGUGGCAAAUUCCAAGGUUCGAGCUAGUGGAGAAAGGAAAAGGACUAGUAUAGGAAUGGAGAUGAUCACUGAUCCUUCCAUCUUGUUCUUGGAUGAACCCACAACUGGUUUAGACUCAAGCACAGCAAAUGCUGUCCUUUGGUUCCUGAAAAGGAAAGCUAAGCGUGGAUGUACAAUCAUCUUCUCCAUUCACCAGCCUCAGUAUUCCAUCUUCAGGUUGUUUGACAGCCUCACUUUAGUGGCCUCAGGAAAACUAAUGUUCCAUGGGCCUGCACAGGAGGCCUUGGGAUACUUUGAAUCAGCAGGUUAUCAGUGUGGCACCCACAACAACCCUGCAGACUUCUUCCUGGAUGUGAUUAAUGGAGACUUCUCUGGUGUGGCAUCAAACAGAGAGGAAGAAGACUUUGAAGCCAAUGCGACUGAAGAACUUGCCAAGACACAAAAGCCAGGCAUAGAACAAUUAGCUGAGUCUUAUGCCAACUCCACCUUCUACCGAGAAACCAACACUGAAUUAGACAAACUCUCACGGGUUCAGGAGGAGAAGAGCUUGGCCUUCAAGGAGAUCACCUGUGUCACCUCCUUCUGUCAUCAGCUCAGAUGGAUUAUCUGGCGUUCCUUGAAAAAUUUGAAGGCUUUUCCUCGGGUUACUUUACUUCAGACACUUAUGACAGUCAUACUGGGAUUGAUUGUUGGUGGCACUUUCAAUCUGCUAAAAAAUGAGUGUACCGAAGUCCAAUGCAGAGCUUCACUGCUCUUCCUGCUGACAGUCUUCCAGUGUAUCACCAGCGUAUCUUCUGGCGAGCUCUUUGUGCUCGAGCAGAAGCUCUUUAUACAUGAGCAUAUCGGUGCAUACUACAGUGUGUUACCAUAUUUCUUAGGAAAACUGGUAUCUGAGUUAAUACCUAGGAGGUUACUUCCAAGUAUUAUAAUUACUUCUAUGCUAUACUUCAUGGUUGGAUUAAACCCAAGCGUGAUGGCUUUUGUCAUUACGAUAUUUAUUGUCUUGAUGUUGGGUUUUUCGGCCAGUUCUCUAUCACUAUCUUUCGGAGCAGGUGAGAAUGCAGUGUCUAUAUCAACACUUCUCGUGACUACCUACUUUGUGUUCAUGCUGUAUUUUUUAGGUCUGUCACUGUUUUUUGGAACCAUUGUGCCUGGGCUAUCAUGGCUUCAGUACUUCAGUGUUCCUUACUAUGGUUUUACGGCUUUGCAGCAUAAUGAAUUGUUGGGGCAAAACUUCUGGCCAGACAUCAAUACAACACAAAGUAGUCACUGUCCAAACUAUGUAAUAUGUACUGGUGAAGAAUUCUUGAGAAUGCAGAACAUCGAUCUCUCACCUUGGGGCUUGUGGAAGAACCACGUGGCAAUGGCUUCCAUGAUGAUUAUCUUCCUCACAAUCACCUUUCUACAAUUGUUAUAUUUUAACAAGAACAAUCUUGGGCUGGGUGUGCGGCUCAAGUUGUAG
This is a messenger RNA of Castor canadensis (American beaver), 1906 nucleotides long. The record is from RefSeq and is a predicted model, not a curated record. NCBI's taxonomy places the organism in Eukaryota, Metazoa, Chordata, Mammalia, Rodentia, Castoridae.